GUUCCAGACCGGCCAAGUCUCUAACAUUCUGUCUCCCAGACUUCCCAAUCCAAUCCUGAGACACAGGGGCCCAUAGGGCCCCACCGUAUGACAGAAGUCUACUGUGUUUUUACAUACUCUUGUCCUAAAACAGUGCAUUACAUAAUGCUGAAAUGAGCACAGUUUCAGUCGUCAAUCGAACCACGAACACAACAAAAGCCACAUCCUCCUCACAUCAGAUAAAUCUCGUGAUGUCGUCUGGCUGGGAAAUUCGCAUGUCCAACUCGAAGGGCAUACCAUACUACUUUAACGCUGCCACCAAGCAAUCAAGCUGGGAUGCCCCCUCAGAACUAUCGGAGGAUCAGAUCAAGUCUCUUCCCGGUUCACAGCACCUGAGCGGCGGUAGCAGUGGAGGGGCUGGGACAAUCACGGCGAGCCAUUUGUUGGUAAAGCACAAAGACAGUCGGCGACCGUCGAGUUGGAAGGAGGCGAAUAUUACACGCUCUAAGGAAGAGGCUACUGACAUCCUCCGAGGAUAUCAGGCCCAGGUUGGCAACUCGCGGGAGAAGUUCGAAGAACUGGCGAAUAUUCAUUCCGAUUGUUCGUCACAUUCCCAGAAGGGAAAUCUCGGGCCUUUCUCGAAGGGUCAGAUGCAGAAGCCGUUUGAAGACGCUGCAUUUGGUCUGCAGGUCGGAGAGUUCAGCGACAUCAUCAGCACGGACAGUGGUGUGCACAUCAUUUUGAGAACGGCAUAGCACGAUUGAAUGAGCAGUGGGGAAGUUUAUGCAGAUGAAGGUGUUGUACGUCCAUCAGAUUGUAGCAUUGUGCAU
This is a messenger RNA of Suillus fuscotomentosus, 809 nucleotides long. RefSeq lists its product as uncharacterized. Gene Ontology annotation, cellular component: cytosol; nucleus. Gene Ontology annotation, molecular function: peptidyl-prolyl cis-trans isomerase activity; protein binding. The record is from RefSeq and is a predicted model, not a curated record. Bases 153 to 734 code for a protein of 193 amino acids. NCBI's taxonomy places the organism in Eukaryota, Fungi, Basidiomycota, Agaricomycetes, Boletales, Suillaceae. The transcript is spliced from 3 exons.